Diatraea saccharalis (sugarcane borer) is the source of this 3814-nucleotide messenger RNA. NCBI's taxonomy places the organism in Eukaryota, Metazoa, Arthropoda, Insecta, Lepidoptera, Crambidae. The record is from the annotation of a GenBank genome assembly.
GUGAAUAGAUAAAACACAUCUUUUGAACGGUGUCGCUAUAUGUUUAAUGAAAAAUAAUGGGUGACAGUAGCGAUUCAGAAGAAUUUUAUGAUGCUGAAGAGUUUACACCGAUUAAGGGUUCUAAAAGAUCUUCAAUAUGUAAAAACAUCAAUGUAACAGAGACAGACUCAUCAGAAAAGGAUGGAGGAAAGAUUGCAGAGUGUAACCCCACCACCAGUGUCAGUGCUCCCAUCACAGAAGUAACUGCGGUUGAGGAUAACAGGACAACUGUUAAAAAUGUGGUGCAAGGUAGACGCCGGUUUCAGGAGCUGCGCCGCUGCAUGCAGACGGAGGAAGACGACGAAGGCGUCCCAGACGCGGCUGGAUCACUCGACCAUCACACAUCCACUCUCGAACAUCCUUUUAAAAUAAUAGCACACGACACAAUGAGCCUACAGAGCAUGACUUCACUAGGGAGAAUCGGCAGAAUACUCAGCGGCGCUUCAGACUCCCAUUCAAAUAUACGUGACGCGGCUCCUCCGCCGUCUAUAUCGUCGAGGGAGCCAUCGACGACAUCCGACGACCCACUAACUACAGAUAGCAGAAAUCAAACAGUGUUGGCGAUGGCGGAACCGGAUGUGAUAGCCAGCACGAAGGCGAACAGCCUGAAACAGAGCCGCCAGGGCAGCGCCGCGAUCGUGUCCAUGUCGGGCGACACGCGGCCCGCCAGCGUCGCCGGCCCCGUGGCGCCGCCCAGGAGGAAGAAACGAAACAAACUGCACGGCUCACAGUCCCUGUCGACCACGGAUGGUGACAACUUGAGUAUAUGCACCACUGAUACUGACGACUACCGGUACAUGCCGCGUCGACCGCAACCAGUUGAGAAACCACAACUGGAAUCACUGUUGGUGGAGGCGCCGCCGCCGACGUCUGCCAACCUGUCGAUGGCGCUGCCGAGCCCCGCCAGCACCAUCGAGUCCCUCACCAGGGAGUUCCAGGACUCGCUAGAACUAGAACAGAACAGAUACGCAAGCGAUAGAUCUUCAACGAGCGUCCACGAGUCUCGCUCGAGUGAGAGAACGAGCGAAUCUUCUAGAAGCAGUACGACUACCUCUGUACGACAGAGUAAGUCGAACAUGCCCGCUGAAUCUACACUCGAGAUCAAGGAGGCUAUCAGAGGAGAGUGCACAGUUCGUGCUGCGGAUUUAGACAGACGGACUCACAGCGAGGGCCGAAAUCCUCACCCGCAACCAUCACACGGCAGCCUCACACAUGCCACCAGACGCAGCAACUCGGAGUGCGCGGGGGGGGCGCGGCGCCGCUCCGCCGGGGACGAGCAGCAGCUGGGGCUGGCGCUGCGCACGCGCACCGUCUCCGGCCACCGCCUCACCGACAUCGAGAUACUGGAGCAGGUCACCGUGCUCAACCUGGACACGGGUGAACGUGUACCCUUAAGCGUGGCCGAACAUAAACUACCUCAAUGCAUCAACCCACUUAGUCUUCAUAUAAUGCGAUUGACAUCAGAGUACAUAGCCAACAAUAUGGACAACGCAAGAGAGACAGACGAAGAGAGUGAAAGCGUAUGCGCGGGCGGCGCCGAAGACGAAACGAAGGAGGCAAAACGCGAGACGGCAGACCGACAGACCACAGCAAUACGAAGGAAAACAGAGAAGUUGAAGCGAUUCUUCGGCAGUACCGUAAAGAAGACAGUAGACGCGGCGAAGUCUCUAGCUCAGGAGGUGUCCCACGCCCGGCACAAGGAGGACGUGGCCGACAUAGCCGAUGACGUCAGAGGGGAACACAACAUCAAACUGAAGGCGUCCAACUCGCACAAAGGGCCGUACGACUUCGACGGAUGCGUGAGACAUGUGCAGGAGAUGGGCGUGGGCCACAGCGGCGCGGUGUGGUGCUGCAAGUUCAGCGUGUGCGGGCGGCUGCUGGCCACCGCCGGGCAGGACCGCCUGCUGCGCGUGUGGGUCACCAGGGACGCCCACCACAUGUUCCAGGACAUGAGAACGAAAUACGCGGCGGAACAGAAGUGUUCCCCCACGCCGUCGCAAGAAUCGCUCGCGUCACUCGGGGCCUCGCCCCCCAGCCCCGAGGGGCCCCCUCUAGGCCCCGCCGCGCCCUUCUCGCCCAAACCCUUCUGCGUCUACUCCGGUCAUACAUCCGACUUGUUGGACGUCUCCUGGUCCAAGAAUUACUUCAUAUUGUCCAGCUCCAUGGACAAGACGGUCCGUCUCUGGCAUAUAUCCUUGGGCGAAUGCUUGUGCUGCUUCCAGCAUAUAGACUUUGUGACCGCGAUAGUUUUCCACCCUAGGGACGACAGGUACUUCCUGUCGGGCAGCUUGGACGGCAAACUGAGGCUGUGGAACAUUCCUGAUAAGAAAGUGGCCGUUUGGAACGAAGUUGACGGCAAAACUAAACUAAUAACGGCCGCGAACUUCUGCCAGAACGGUAAAUUCGCCGUAGUCGGCACAUACGAUGGCCGCUGCAUAUUCUAUACGACGGACCAAUUGAAAUACCACACACAAAUAGAUGUCAGAUCAACUAGAGGCAAAAACUCGACCGGCAGAAAGAUAAGCGGCAUAGAACCCAUGCCGAACGAUGAUAAGAUACUAGUGACUUCGAACGACAGCAGAAUAAGACUGUACGAUUUGAGAGACUUGAAUUUGUCGUGUAAAUAUAAAGGCUAUGUGAACGUAUCGAGUCAGAUUAAAGCAUCGUUUUCCCACGACGGGAAGUACAUAGUGAGCGGCUCGGAAAACCAAUGUAUUUAUAUAUGGAAGACUUAUCAUGAUUACUCUAAGUUUACCUCUGUGAGACGAGACAGGAAUGACUUCUGGGAGGGCAUUAAGGCUCAUAAUGCUGUGGUGACAUGCGCUGUGUUUGCUCCCAAUCCUGAUUAUAUGAUCAGGAUGAUCACCGAGAGGGAGGAGGAAGCGAAAAUGACUAAUAAGGACGCAGAAGAGAAGGAGAACGUGAAGGGCGUCGACGGAGGAAUGGUGGCGUCAUCGCAAACUGGUCACGUUCUAGUCAGCGCAGACUUCAACGGGUGCAUCAAAGUAUUUGUACACAAAGCUAAACCAAAACACAGCUCGCUGCCAGCCUCCGCUCUAGCGUGAACCGUUACCGAUAUCCAACCUUAUAGACUUUAUAUUUUAUGUGAUUUUAUGAUAUCGUAUGUACAGAAUAUUUUUUAAUAGUGCAUAUUUUUUUAUCUAAGGUUUGGUAGAACUAUUGAAAGUGGUGAACUGUGGGUAUUUCAAUAAAAAUAUGUUGUUGACCUUCCGGUAUAUUUCUAAUAAUAACUACCAACAUUUGCAAAGAAACUUUUUUUUCUUUAUUAUAUUAAUUGUAUGAUUUAUAUCUAAAUAAAUCAUUCAAUUUGCAGUGACGAUUUCAAAAUUGUUGACCUGUUAUGAAAAAUGCAGUUAAAUAGUAAAAAUUAGUAUUGUAACCUCUUUCAGAUGAUAACACGUCAUGCUCGAUCCCCAAUAGUUCGUGGAAUUACUUCUAGAUUAGUAGCAUGAACUGUUUUUGCUGACAUUUAAAUAAUAUGGACUUCUUCGCUGGUAUACACAGCAGUAUAUCAAUUUUAAGUCUUUAAUUGUCAUUAGUUUAAAGCGACAUUACCGAUACAAAAUUUCUAACUUAAAACAUUGAUUAGAGAACUUUCAGUCGUCAUUAAGCCUUAAUGAACGUUUUUACAAUUGGGUGUUAAUUUUUUACUGUCAAAAUUGAUUGCAGUGAUUUGUCGUGUGGUGACUUGUUGUAUGGACAAAUAUACAGCUCUUAUUACAUAGUCGUUGAUUAGAGCUUAGACUUAACAUUU